Gregarina niphandrodes is the source of this 579-nucleotide messenger RNA. RefSeq names its product protein phosphatase 1 regulatory subunit sds22. Gene Ontology annotation, molecular function: protein binding. The record is from RefSeq and is a predicted model, not a curated record. The coding region runs from base 1 to 579 and encodes 192 amino acids. NCBI's taxonomy places the organism in Eukaryota, Apicomplexa, Conoidasida, Eugregarinorida, Gregarinidae. The transcript has 2 exons.
AUGGAAGGGUUUGAUGGUUUGGCAAAGUUGGAAGAAUUGGAGUGUGGUAGUAAUAGAAUUAGGAAUGUGAGUGGUAUAACGAAUGAGAUGGGUAAGUCAUUGAAGCAAUUAUGGUUAGGUCGUAAUAAGAUAGCAAGUAUGUUAUUACCUUAUAUGCCUGCAUUAGAGAUAUUGUCAUUUCAAUGUAAUCGUUUGGAGAAUUGGGAUGAUGAUUUAUCUAUUAAAUGCCCUAAUCUUAAAGAGUUAUAUGUCAGUGAAAAUCAUCUACCAAAUCCACCAUGUUCAAUCAUUGGUCUUAAACAACUUCAUACACUUGAUCUUGGUAAUAAUAAAAUUCAAAAAUUAGAUUUCAUUGGACAAAUGAUUUGGUUAAAAGAAUUAUGGCUGAAUGGAAAUGAUAUACAGGAGUUGGAAGAAGUAAGAAAGCUAAGUACUUUAGUAAAUUUAGAUACAAUCUAUCUUGAGCAUAAUCCCAUUAAAGAUCAAUUGGGACCAGGAUAUAGACAAGCAGUAUUAGAUAUAUUACCAAAUCUGAAGCAGAUUGAUGCUAUAUAUCUAGGACAAAUUGUUGUUACAUAA